AUGGGGAAGACCACCGUUGCUCAGUUUGUGUACAAUGAUGCAAGGAUAGAAGCGCAAUUUGAUCUGAGAGCCUGGGAGAAGCUUGAAGAAUCCAUUGCAUCGAAGAGGUUCCUCAUGGUUCUUGAUGAUGUUUGGAUUGAUGAGGGGAAGACUGAGCAGGAGAAUAUGGGUGUGUGGAACAGAGUGUUGGCGCCUCUAAGAUCUGCUGCGAGCGGGAGCAAGAUCUUGGUCACCACUCGGAUGAAGCUAGUAGCUGAGGUUCUGAAUGCAGCACAUGUGGUUGCCCUUGAUGGGUUAAGAAGCAGUGAUUGUAGGUUGUUGUUGAAGGAGGUCGCCUUAGAUGGAGAAACCAUGGAUUUCCCCCCUGAGUUGCGAGAGAUUGGAAGUGCCAUUGCUGCAAAGCUGAAGGGCUCACCUUUAGCCGCUAAUGCUCUUGUGCAAUGCUAA
Messenger RNA from Phragmites australis (common reed), 447 nucleotides. RefSeq names its product putative disease resistance protein RGA3. The record is from RefSeq and is a predicted model, not a curated record. Bases 1 to 447 code for a protein of 148 amino acids. The transcript is spliced from 2 exons. Gene Ontology annotation, molecular function: ADP binding. Gene Ontology annotation, biological process: defense response to other organism. NCBI's taxonomy places the organism in Eukaryota, Viridiplantae, Streptophyta, Magnoliopsida, Poales, Poaceae.